GGAGGGUAAACUGCAACGCGGACCAGUCGACAGGAAGAAGGAAGAUAGGAAGGACGCAGAGUUAUUUGGAAUAGAGAGAGUUUGGAGUUGGUCAGAAUGAAGGUGACGUUAGUGUUGUGUGCAGCAUUGAUGACGCUGGCCGUGCUAGCCGACGACAACCGGAGUGGCGUCGUCGUCGUCUCCGACGAACGCGAGGGCCGCCUCAUCGGCAAGAAGCUGGCUCUGCUCGGUCUUCUCGGCAUCAAAGCCAAAGGACUGAAGGGGGCUGCCGGAGCCGCCGGGGCCGCAGGAGCUGCUAAGGCUGGCGCUGCUGGAUCCGCCGGUCUGGCAGGUCUUGCAGGUCUUGGGGGUCUUUCAGGUAGCGUUGCCACUACAGGCGUAGGAUAUCCGGUCCAAGUGCACCAACCGGCACCAUUGCUGGUUCUCGAGACGAAACGUCGCGAGACGUACGUUCCAGUGAAGGCUUCCAUAGUGCAAAAGCCGGUGGAUAGCUACUACGUAGUAGGAACUGCUCCUCCGGUGGUGUCCGCAACGUACGAGCCAGUGUACGUGACGAAGUACCCUAAGCCGCAAACUGUGUACGUGGAGCCCCAGCCUGUGCACGUUCAGCCUCAAGCUGUGUAUGCAGAGCCUCAAGCUGUGUAUGCAGAGCCUCAAGCUGUGUAUGCGGAGCCUCAAGCUGUGUAUGCCGAGCCUCAGCAGGUGUACCAGGAGACAUCUCCUAUCUACGCGGAGCCUCAGGUUGUGGUGCAGCAGCCUUACGCAGGGUAGUCUAAGAGUAGCUGAUCAUUUGCAUCUUGGUUAGACGAGACAACGUCGAGUUGAUUGAGGCGCUGUGUCGGUCUUGAAAUAAUACACUGCUGCUGGAGCAGCUAAAGCAGUGAAAAAUGAAAUGCAACAUUAUGCUGAGAGGGACUUGGCGUGUUUAUCUUGAUCGGAUCGCUGGCAAACGGAUAUGUUGAUGUAUGAUGACAAAUACAGAUUUUUGAUUGUUCCCGA
This is a messenger RNA of Amphibalanus amphitrite, 999 nucleotides long. RefSeq lists its product as uncharacterized. NCBI's taxonomy places the organism in Eukaryota, Metazoa, Arthropoda, Thecostraca, Balanomorpha, Balanidae. The transcript has 2 exons. The coding region runs from base 97 to 771 and encodes 224 amino acids. The record is from RefSeq and is a predicted model, not a curated record.